AUGUCUAGAUUGUUAAUAAUACAUGUGUCAGGCGAACUUGAGCUCCGACUAAACUGCAGCAUCCGCCUGGCCUCAACGCUGGCUGGCGAGCUAGUCAAGUCGUCGCCUUCGGGGCUGUCAUUGGAGACGUUCGACGGACUUGGUCCCAAACAUGUCAUCUCGAUCCUCUUACUCCGUACUCCAUACAACAACUCCAUUAAAACUAUGCUUACACGCACCUAUACGAUGCCACUCCAUACUUCGCAAGGCCUCGGGGGAUUGGAGCCGGAUGGCAGUGGCCACCAUUUCGAGCCAAUGAGUGCCGGGAUCCUUACACCAACUGGUACGAUGCUGUCUGUCCUGUACAGCUGGUUAACCCAUCUCAUCCCAUCCCAAGGAGGUCAAGGAAGACGGCUGGACGUCCCUCCAUCCACCGCUAUACUCGGCACAGCAGAUGAACACGCAUAACUCAAGUCACACGGCCAUCUUGCCAGGCAGGUCUCUCAUUUUGCCUCGAGCGAUGGAAGGCGUUGGCAGACGUUUCUUUUCUUUUCUUCGUUUCUUCUUUGCUUCUUCCUCUCGAACACUCGAUGACUGCUUCUCCAGCAGCCGUGCAUUAAGUUAGCUCAGUUAGUUGCAGCGCAAGUGUAACUCUUGCUUUUUUCUUUGGUCAACUUGAUGCCCCCGCCUACUGCUGCUACUACUUACUACGACUCUCUGGCGCGGUCUCCUUGUGACUCCAUCCCGAUCAGCUCCCCUCCGUUCACA
This is a messenger RNA of Trichophyton rubrum CBS 118892, 747 nucleotides long. RefSeq lists its product as uncharacterized. NCBI's taxonomy places the organism in Eukaryota, Fungi, Ascomycota, Eurotiomycetes, Onygenales, Arthrodermataceae. The transcript is spliced from 2 exons. Bases 1 to 447 code for a protein of 148 amino acids. The record is from RefSeq and is a predicted model, not a curated record.